CUGUGCAUUCUGGGAAGGACGUCCUCCUGUUUCAGCAUGGCGAAGCUUUGAGAUGACAAUUUUAAAAAUUUGAGUUUUUUAAAGUUUUUUUUUUUAAAGGCAUUAUUUGCAUUGAAAAUAUACUCGUGUACCAUCUGGAGACCGGGAACAGUAGCAGGAACAGAUCAAUUGAGACAUGUCGGUGUUGGGAGGUUUACUGAGACCUGGAGCGUUUCUGUGUCAGUCUGCAGAGACUCUGAUCCACAGUACCAGGACCAUAUUCACAGGUACUUGCCGUCAGCUCAAGAUGGAUGGUGUUCCACAGCCAAAAGCGGUGGACAGAUGGACUGAGAAGAGAGCCAUGUUUGGGGUUUAUGAUAAUAUUGACAUCCUUGGAGAAUUUAAAGCCCAUCCCCGGGACCUCAUUGUUGGCCCCUGUUGGCUGAAAGGUUUCCGAGGUAAUGAGCUGCAGCGUCUAAUUAGGAAAAAGAAGAUGGUGGGAGACAGAAUGAUGGUCCAAGACAAGCACAAUCUGGAGAAGAGGAUCCGCUACCUGUACAAACGUUUCAACCGUUACGGCAAACACCGCUAACACUGAACAAACUGUGCUAGCAAAUACAUCAAACCAGCCUAUACUAAGGUCUGCUGGGGUAAGACUGUGCAAGAAGAAAAAUGAUUCUGGUCCAUCUUCAAAGGGAGAUAAUUGGACUUUUGUUGUUAAAUAUAUUGUCAGUUAUGUAGUAUGCAGAGCUUGACCACUUUGUAAAUUCGGGUAUUUCAUUGUGAAAGAUUUACUGCCACCAGUAGGUAUUACAGGCAAGCAGCUAGUGUAAGAGUGGGGGGUCUAUCGUUUUGGGAGCAUGCUCACAGUUCUCAACUUAAUCCUGGUAGUUAAUCUGCUGGGGUGGACUGUGAAGUCUUUGUCUGACAUCAGAUGCUGUGUGUGUGUGUGUGUGUGUGUGUGUGUGUGUGUGUGUGUGUGCGCGCGUGUGUGUGCGCGUGCGCGCGCAUGUGUGUGUGAGAGAGAUGCUCUGGCUUCUGUUCUGCGUGUUCUCGGGGAGUUUUGCAUUCAGCAAGUUAAAAACAAUCCACAUCAGGUGAUUAAAAUUAGGCUUUGAUGAACCUUUAAUUAGAGGGAGUGCAAACACACUAAAGUCUUUAUGAGGUGUUGGUACUCAAAGCAAGUUUCAAAUAGGGGUAAAAAUAGCUUCCACACAGUAUGGCUCCAUUUAAAAUCUUUUAACUUUCACUUGGUGAGUCAAAGAAUAGAGUGACAUUGAGUGUAUUUGUGGUACUUUGUCCCCUGUUUAGAACAUGUCUUAUUAUUUUGCUUCUGACUGAAUGUGAACAGAUACUACAGUAUACACUGCAAUAUUGUGUUUGUCAUCAUUCAGAGCAGUUUGUACAAAGGAACACCACCAGUAACUCCACUGUGCUUUACAGAACACUUUGGAAAAUGUUUAGGAAUAGUCACAUCCCCACAGGACAUUCUUGCCCUACACAAGUGUUUAAUCAUUUAAAAACGUUGAAACAAUACAUACAAAGUGCCCCCCACCCAAAAAAAACAACUGUUAAAUGCAUUAAAACAGGAAAUACUCAAAAACAAAUCUGUCCAAUAAGUAGUUGUGAAUUUUUAUUUUUCUUCACCUGCAUUUUGAACUCAUAUGCUAAAAUAAAAAUCCCUUUGUCGGUGUCUAACUAUU
This is a messenger RNA of Thalassophryne amazonica, 1682 nucleotides long. RefSeq names its product mitochondrial ribosomal protein L51 (gene mrpl51). Gene Ontology annotation, molecular function: structural constituent of ribosome. The record is from RefSeq and is a predicted model, not a curated record. Bases 176 to 571 code for a protein of 131 amino acids. Gene Ontology annotation, cellular component: mitochondrial large ribosomal subunit. Gene Ontology annotation, biological process: translation. The transcript is spliced from 4 exons. NCBI's taxonomy places the organism in Eukaryota, Metazoa, Chordata, Actinopteri, Batrachoidiformes, Batrachoididae.